Molecule: messenger RNA, 1632 nt
Organism: Mytilinidion resinicola
Lineage: Eukaryota; Fungi; Ascomycota; Dothideomycetes; Mytilinidiales; Mytilinidiaceae
Exons: 2
Coding region: 1-1632 (543 amino acids)
Biological process (GO): mRNA splicing, via spliceosome
Cellular component (GO): post-mRNA release spliceosomal complex
Molecular function (GO): RNA lariat debranching enzyme activator activity
Source: RefSeq, a predicted model, not a curated record
AUGGCCUCGAAAAUUCUCGUGGUUGGUGGUGUUUACGGCCAAUUCCCUGCCGUGUUCAGCAAGAUAUCGGCACUGCAUGCUAAGAAUGCCUUCGCGCUUGCAAUCAUCGUAGGGGACCUAUUUGCGGAUCCCGUGACGGCGACAUCGCAAGACAAAGACAACGUGAAAUCCCUCAUUCACGGAAACAUUGAUAUCCCGCUCCCAAUCUACUUUGCUCUUAGCAAACAAGGACUCCCCGAAGAUGUCAUUGAGAAGCUAGAAAGCUCUGCUGGUGAACUGUGUUCCAAUCUCUAUUUCCUCGGAAAACGAACUACCAUCAAGACCUCUGAAGGCAUCCGUAUUGUUGCCCUUGGCGGGAACCUAGAUCCUAACAUCACUGGUGGUGCGUCGAAAGACAAAUACCCACCAUUCUAUGGCGAAGGGGAUGCGAGAGCCUUACGCGGAGCCAACACAGCCGACAUCCUAGUGACAAGCGAAUGGCCAGCAGGCAUCAGGACGGGCUCAAAAGUCGAGUUCCAGUCAGAUCUAGGAGAGCCACCAUCUCAGCAAUGCAUUGCCGAUCUAAGCUCGACUCUAAAGCCUCGCUACCAUUUCUCCACUUCUACGGACACUUUCUUCGAGCGCGAACCUUUCUUCCACGCACCAACUGAGGAAUCACCAGACACGUUCCCAAUCACCCGAUUCAUCAGUAUGGCUUCAUUCGGAAAUCCAAAGAAGCAGAAGUGGAUAUAUGCCUUCUCGCUAGAUCCAACUGCCGCAUCACCCGUCGCCGUCCCUGUCGGGGCAACUGCCUCGCCGUUGUCUAUGGCGGGCAAAAAGCGACCCGCGCAGCCGAGUCAAGCGUCGUCUUUUCGUUUUGCUGGCAGCGGCCAUGGCCGAGGAAAUAAGCGUCGUCGCGCACCUCCUACAGCUGGCGAAUGUUUCUUCUGUCUCUCGAAUCCCAACCUGGCAACUCAUCUCAUAACCUCAAUCGGAGACAACGCAUAUCUAACGACCGCCAAGGGACCACUUAGCACCGGACAGACAUUCCCCAAAUUGGCGUUCCCAUGUCACAUACUCAUCAUUCCACUGACCCACGAAGCUACCCUGGCGUCUAUCGAAGAAGAGUCUCGCCAUGCACUAUACGAAGAGAUGAACAAAUAUCGAAGCGCCAUCCAUAGCAUGCUCAUCUCCCUCGCCGGAUCAGAGCUAGGGUCAGUCACUUGGGAAGUCAGUCGAUCCGGCGGCGUCCAUACCCAUUGGCAAUUCCUUCCGAUAUCAGCAGAUCUUAUUCGCCAAGGGCUAGUAGAGGCCGCCUUCAAAGUGGAAGCUGAGAAUCAGAAAUAUCCGAAGUUCGAAGCCAGGGAUGUCGGUGAUGGCUCCGAAGAAUCCAAUGACUUCUUCAGAGUCGUCAUCUGGUCCAGUCCGGAAAAUGAUGAUAGCGAGGGCAAGGAAACGAGCCUCGUCCUUCCCCUGGAUGCAUCAUUCAGGUUCGACUUGCAGUUCGGACGGAGGGUUCUAGCCAAGCUUCUAGGGUUGGAGCAGCGUAUCGACUGGCACGACUGUGGGCAGACGCAUGAGCAGGAGGAAGCGGAUGUUGCGGCAUUCAAGUCCGCAUUCAGCGACUAUGAUUUCACUUUAAGCGACGAGUAG